AUGCCUCGUGGUCAUAAGAGUAAGCUCCGCGCCCGCGAGAAACGUCGCCAGGCCCAAGGGGGCCUCCCCAGAGCUCCCCUGCUGCUCGCACUCCCCAGGGGUCUCAGAAAGCCCCAGCCACCACCACUGCUGCUGCAGGUGUUUCGGGCCGAAGAGCUCCUAGAGGGGCCGAGGGCCAAGUUUCUGCUGUCAAAGUAUAAAAUGCAAGAGCGCAUUACGAAGGGAAAAAUGAUGAAGAUCAUCAACCAAAGGUACAAAGAGCACUUCCCUGAGAUCCUGAGGAGAACCUCUGAGUACAUAGAGCUGGCCUUUGGCCUUGACGUGAAGGAAGCUGACUCCAAAGGUCAAUCCUAUGCCCUUGUCAGCAAGCUGGAGAUCACCGAGGAAGAGAAUCUGAGUGGCGGCAGGGGGUUUCCCAAGACCGGGCUUCUGAUGCCUCUCCUGGCCAUGAUCUCCAUGAAUGGCAACCGGGCCACCGAGGAAAAGAUGUGGGAAUUCCUGAAUAUGGUUGGGAUGUACGAUGGGAAGACGCACUUCAUCUUUGGGGAGCCCCGGAAGCUCAUCACCAAAGAUUUGGUGCAGGCAGAGUACCUGGAGUACCGGCAGGUGCCCAACAGUGAUCCUCCAUGCUACGAAUUCCUGUGGGGUCCCAGAGCCCAAGCUGAAGCCAGCAAGACAAAAGUCCUGGAGUUUCUGGCCAAGGUCAAAGAUACCAACUCCAGUGCCUUCCAAGCCCUGUAUAAAUAAACUUGGAGAGAUGAGGGAGACAGCCGCAAGCAGAGAAUGGGCCAGGGCUAGUGUCAGGGCAAGUCCAGCCAGUCCUCCCAUCCCUAGUGAAGUCUGAUGCAGAGUCUUCACUUUGUUGUUGAAAAUGGCUGUUAACCUUCUAAGUAGCAGAGGCAACAUGGGGCUGGAGGGAGCACAUGUAUGUCUUCUUUUAUUCCCGUUACACUUGAGUGACCUGAAGAUUUAGCUCAUUUUUU
This is a messenger RNA of Loxodonta africana (African savanna elephant), 983 nucleotides long. RefSeq names its product melanoma-associated antigen B17-like. Gene Ontology annotation, cellular component: nucleus. The record is from RefSeq and is a predicted model, not a curated record. Bases 1 to 747 code for a protein of 248 amino acids. Lineage: Eukaryota; Metazoa; Chordata; Mammalia; Proboscidea; Elephantidae. Gene Ontology annotation, biological process: negative regulation of transcription by RNA polymerase II. The transcript has 3 exons.